AUGGCGGCACUGACGGCGCGUCGUGGACCAGUAGCGUCAACAUCGACGAAAUCAUCUGCUCCACUUCACGUCGAAAAUCACUUUCAGCCUCAUUAUCCUUACCGUCUCAACUUCUACGAUACGCCUCCGCAGUUUGAUGUGACUCUUGAACAGUUUGAGUCUUGGGGAUUGGACAGACUUCGCAUUCUCGCCGAGAUUGAAUCCUCGUUUGUGCGCAAUCGCGCCUUUGAGGAGCUCAAAGGGAUUGUCAAUACGCAGCAGAAGAAAUACCUCACCCUAAACAGUAACACAGCAAUCAACGCGGACAAAGACGCGGAGAGAAAGAAGGACCAUGUCAGCCACUUUGUGCUCAGACUUGCGUUCUGUCGAUCAGAGGAUCUAAGAAGACGAUUCAUCAAAGCAGAGAUGGCACUAUUCAAGGUUAGGUGGGAGACGGAUGAUCCCAAGGAGAGGGAAGAAUUUCUCAAGGCUCGUGCUUUCGGCUGGGGCGACGUUUCUGAUGCAGAAAAGGCAGAGCUUGAGCCUCAUCUCAAGGCCUGCCUCAAUCCAAAGCAGUUGCAAUACUUUCCACAAGAAAAAUACUACAAGGUUCCAUGGAGUCGUGUUCCAGAUCUAGUACAUGGUCGGAGAGUCUAUCUCAGAGCAGGAGCCGCGUAUGUGCCAAGUCGGGAGCAGUCAAGCAUCGUCUUCCAGCAAUUCCAAGCAGAUUUGGAAGAGGCAAUGGAGGCAAGUGCUUUAAUGACAGCAAGAGCGCUUCCCAGGAUGGAUGAGGACCGCUUGACACCGAUUCUUGAUCACUUAUCCAAGGGCUUCCUUGCUGGCGUGGCGUCUGAAUACUCUGCUCCAGAAAGUGGUGAAAGUGUUACUGCGGAUAUGAUUGAUGGACUCGCCAAGAAACACUUUCCGCUCUGUAUGCGAGCGCUACACGAGCAUUUGCGAAAGGAGAGCCACUUACGCCACCAAGGUCGCCUUCAAUACGGACUCUUUCUCAAGAUUGUUGGUCUUUCCAUUGAAGAGGCUCUUGCCUUUUGGCGGAAAGCAUUCUCAGGAAAGAUGUCAGACGAAAAGUUCACCAAGGAACACCUGUAUAAUAUCAAGCAUAACUACGGUCUGGUUGGAAAGAUGGCAAACUAUCCCGCGAGAAGUUGUCAGACGAUUCUCACAACAUACCCACCGGGGGCAAACGAGUUUCACGGAUGCCCAUACAGACACUAUUCAGAGGACAAUCUCAAGACUGCCCUGCAGAGCAUGAUGGGUAUCUCCAGUCACGACAUGCAAGACGUUCUCUCUUCUGUGCGGACACAACACUAUCACGUCGCCUGCACUCGUGUCUACGAACUGACUCAUGGGAUCCGAAAGGGGGAAGGACUCGGCGGCGGCGAAACGGUCAACCAUCCAAACGAGUAUUGCCAGCGAUCGCGUGAGCUCGAAAAGUCGAAGAAUGCAGCCGCUGCAGACGAUGCGAUGAAGAUUGACUAG
Molecule: messenger RNA, 1479 nt
Organism: Serendipita indica DSM 11827
Lineage: Eukaryota; Fungi; Basidiomycota; Agaricomycetes; Sebacinales; Serendipitaceae
Source: the annotation of a GenBank genome assembly